UACAUAUAAAUAAAAUGUUAUUGAAAAAUUGAUUACUCGAGACUCAAUGGGAUGUUUUCGGCUUUGAAAGAGCAAUAUUAAUAACUCUUUAAAAAAAGAGAUUAAUUUAAAAUUAAUUGGCUAAUUACAGUCAGAAUGAUAUUCGAACUAAUCGAUUACUUAAAGGAUCCCCAAUUAGUUGCAACAAUUCAAAAAUUUUUUGGUGUUAAAGUAUAUUAUGAUAAAUAUUUCGAGGAGUUUAAGUCCAAAAAAACAGCUCAAACUGAGAAGAGGGAACAUACUCGUGUAAAAGUUGAUUGUAAUGAAGAAAAUUAUUUGGCUUUUUAUAAUAAAAAAAUAAACGGCUAUAAUACAAACAGUUCAAAAAAAUUCAAUGGAUGCACAGAACAACCAGAAUUUUUAAAUCAACAAAAAAGUGAAUUAAUAAACAGAGAACAAACUUCAUCACUUUCAGAAAAUCCACAUUAUGCAAUCACUAAUUUAUUUUGGUAUUAUCUAUUUUUGUUUGGAACUGAACUAGGAGAUGAAAUCUUUUAUUCAUCUUUUAUACCUUUCUUGUUUUGGAAUAUUGAUGGAGCUGUUGGUCGAAGAGUAGUCUUAGUAUGGGCCAUUGUUAUGACUAUUGGCCAGGCAUUAAAAGAUAUAAUUUGUUGGCCUAGGCCAGCAUGUCCCCCAGCAGUUAGAUUACAAAAUAAAUGGUCACAAGAAUAUGGAAUGCCAUCUACUCAUGCCAUGGUCGGUCUUGCAAUUCCAUUUAGCAUAGUAUUAUUUACAAUGAACAAAUAUAUUUAUCCAUUUUUUAUUGGUUGCUUUAUUGCUUUAGUUUGGUGUGUACUUGUCAGUAUGAGCAGACUCUAUUUAGGUAUGCACACUGUAUUGGAUAUUGUUGUUGGAUUAGUAUUAACAGUUGUGUUAAUGAUUCCAUUGGUACCUUUAGUAGAUGUAACAAAUUCUUACAUCAUUACCAGUUUUUGGUUGUCAGCAAUCUUGAUGAUAAUCACUAUCGUUGUUAUUAUGUAUUAUCCACUCAGUGAUAAAUGGACACCUACCAGAAGUGACACUGCUAUGGUUGUGUCAGUCACAGCAGGGAUUCACAUGGGAGCAUGGCUUAGUUAUUAUACUGGUAUAUUAAGUGCAUCGUUAAUUUCACCACCUUACUAUAUCGUUUGGCCAACAUAUUCUAUGCUUGGUCAUCUGAUUCUUAGAACUAUAUUUGGUUUUUCUACUGUUAUUGCAACGAAAAUUCUCUGCAAAUACCUCAGUUACAUUAUAGUAUGUGCCAUAUUACAAAUUAAUUGCAAGGAGCUUAUGAAAUGCCAGGAUUAUAGUGGAAAUCAAAAUAAAGUAUUUGUCGAUUUAAUCUACAAAUAUGUAGCAUGUUUCAUGAUAGGUAUAAUUACAGUAUAUUUAUUGCCACAAAUUUUUAGUAUGAUAGGUAUUGAACGAUCAGCAUUUUAUACAGAAAUGUGAAACAUUAAAUAUGCAAUUUAUUGUUUAGUUUAUU
Nylanderia fulva is the source of this 1504-nucleotide messenger RNA. RefSeq names its product sphingosine-1-phosphate phosphatase 2. NCBI's taxonomy places the organism in Eukaryota, Metazoa, Arthropoda, Insecta, Hymenoptera, Formicidae. Gene Ontology annotation, cellular component: endoplasmic reticulum membrane. Gene Ontology annotation, molecular function: sphingosine-1-phosphate phosphatase activity. Gene Ontology annotation, biological process: sphingosine metabolic process. The record is from RefSeq and is a predicted model, not a curated record.